AUGGAUGCUGGAGAUGAAGAUUUAAAACAUCAUUUCAGUACAUGUGGCCGAAACAGUUCUAUGAUAAGUAACACAGUCCAAAACGAAGUCAUACAUUGCAUUCGUGACACUAUUUGCUCCUCAAUGUCGAGGGAUGUGAAAAAGGGUAAAUUUUUUAGCAUUAUAUGUGAUGAAACAACUGAUGUCACCACUAAGGAACAGAUGACAUUUUGUGUUAGGUACAUUGACAUAGAGACCUUUGUUACCAAAGAAGCCAUGAAUGAAGAACUCAAGACACUGGGCCUGAGCUAUCAGUAUCUUUGUGGACAGGGCUAUGAUGGCGGCUCAAAAAUGGCUGGGAGAUUUAAAGGAGUUCAAGCUCUUAUUUUAAGUAAACAACCGUUGGCUAUUAAUACCCACUGUUUUAGCCACUCUUUGAACUUGUGCAUUUCUAAGUCUUGUGAUACUCCAAUAAUCAGAAAUAUGAUGGGAAUUGUAGGAUCAGUUUCAGCAUUCUUGUCCGCCUUUGCAAACAGAAAAUGUUCCCUAGAGGAAGUUAUAUCACGACUACCGUUGACAAACUCAAAGAAAACAAAGUUGAAGGCAAUGUAUCCAACAAGAUGGGUGGAAAGACACGAUAGCCUUAUUACUUUCCAGGAGCUAUUUGUCCCAGUCGUGACCUUGCUUGACGAACUUUCAAGUAGUCGUGAAACCAACGCAGAAAUGGCUAGUAAAGCUUGUAUGUUUAUUUCUGCUGUCCGAAGAGGAGACUUCAUAGUCGUGUUAGCAACUGCAGCACAUUACUUCUCUUUAACUCUAAGACUAAGCGAACAACUCCAAAGGCCUAAAAUGGAUUUAACAACUGCCUUAAAUCAUGUCAAUGAUGUGCUUGAGGUGUUCAACUAUAUAAGGACGGAUUCGAAAAUAGUAUUCGGAAGUAUUUUUGAAGACUCUGUCAAACUGGCAGAAGAAAUUGGAAGUGUAAUAGCAAUGCCAAGAACUAUUUCAACACAAACCAAAAGAGACAACGUUUCUGCUUCAAACGCCGAGGAAUACUUCAGGCGAACAGUAUUUUUACCUGUUGUGGAUCGUUUUAUUGCCGAGCUAGAAACAAGAUUUUCGCACCCUAUUACCACUUCAAGGAGCGAACUGAAACUAUGGAAGAAAAAGUGGGUUGAUGAAAGUAAAAGACCUGAAAUAGUAAGUGAAGCAUUAAACAACUGUGACAAGCAGUUUUUCCCAAAUGUAUAUGUUUUAUUCCAAAUAUCUGGGACUACUCCUGCCACCACAAGCACUCCUGAACGAAGCUUCUCUACUUUGAGACGAAUAAAGACUUAUUUGCAAAGAGAUAUGGACAUUGAAAAUCUCAUUGACAUAUUCAGUAAAAAGAAACAGAGGCGAAUGAGCAUGACAAAUUGGGCAGAAGACGGAAAUAUACAGUGA
This is a messenger RNA of Schistocerca piceifrons (Central American locust), 1422 nucleotides long. Its product is annotated as zinc finger MYM-type protein 1-like. The transcript has 3 exons. The record is from RefSeq and is a predicted model, not a curated record. Gene Ontology annotation, molecular function: protein dimerization activity. Bases 1 to 1422 code for a protein of 473 amino acids. NCBI's taxonomy places the organism in Eukaryota, Metazoa, Arthropoda, Insecta, Orthoptera, Acrididae.